Beta vulgaris subsp. vulgaris (sugar beet) is the source of this 2244-nucleotide messenger RNA. RefSeq lists its product as hypothetical. The transcript is spliced from 9 exons. NCBI's taxonomy places the organism in Eukaryota, Viridiplantae, Streptophyta, Magnoliopsida, Caryophyllales, Amaranthaceae. The record is from RefSeq and is a predicted model, not a curated record. Bases 595 to 2043 code for a protein of 482 amino acids.
CUUUAUAAUUUCACCAUCUUUCUUCCCCAACAAAAUCGCCCAUUUUCUCUCUCCUCUCUUCUUGCACUACAAGUAUACAUACAUAGAUACAUACCUCAUCAGUUCAGACAACAUUUCAGUGUCAUUUUUUAGGAGAGAGAAAGAGAAAAAACAAAAAACACGCCAUAGCUUAAUCUUCUCACUUUCUCUCUCUUCUUCUUCUUCAAAUUCAUUUUGAAUGUUUUCUCUUUGACUCAAAUCACAAGAAAUCAAAUUCAGAAAUUAUUGUGUUUUUACUCUGUUUGUAUAAUGGAAUUGAGGUUUCUAUCAAUAUCAUCAUCAUUAUCACCUUUUUCUUCAUCAUCUUCUUCUUACUCUUUGUUUGUUGUUGCUGAUUGUUUUCCUGAAUUUUCUCAUUCUUCUUCUUGUGACGAAAAUUGUAACAUUUUGUUUGAUUCUCUCUCUUCCUUCGGAUUUUUUUCCAGAAAGUUCGCCGAAAUCGCGUGAUUCUCGUUUUUUUUUUCAAUGAUUUGAUGACUGAAAAUUGACUCGAUUUUUACACUGAUUUUCGUUGUAAAUUUGGAGAAUCUUUUUUUGUGUUAGUUUCUAUAAUUUAUGAUGAUGUCUGCUUCGUUGCCGUUGUUUACUCUACCAAAAAUGAGCAGAAGAUGCUCAUCUACUGCUGCUUCUACUUCCAUGGCGGCGAUUUCUUCAAGGAAAUGUUCCGAUGAUUGGAAUUUUAGGUGCUCUGAUGAUAAGGCUGGCUACCUUUCAAAUGUAAUUGGGAUGAAGAUAUCAUUCUUGAAGUCACCGAUGGUGGCAACAAUCCGGCACCAAAGGAAGAGGAGGUUUAGCACCAAUUAUUCUACUUCCAUAGCAGCUGCUUCAGCUUCUCCACUUAUCAGUGGUCAAGUGACAAGAGACUCUUAUGGCCCUAACUUUUAUAAGGAUGUUCUCAUGGCUGCGAGGGAGAAGUUUACUGAGGAGAUCUCUUUUCAGUCAAAGGACAAAGACAUCUCCCCUGCAAAGGCUCUUCUAUAUGUUGCUGCUGAAGAUGAAGCUUUUAUGGCCUUUAACAGAGAGAUGGAUGCUCGUUCUAUUCUGAAUGAGAGGAAGGAUGUCCCAAUAGCAGCCAAUGUUCAUGAGGGGGAUUCUUUGGAGCUUAUACCUCUUGCUGGAAAGAGUUUAACAGAGUGGCUAAAUGAGUUGGAUGCUAUUACUAGAGAAGUGGAGGCCGAGUUAGUUACAAGAGACAUAGGCUGCCAUCUAGUUGAAGUUAUAGAGGCUGUAAAUGUUGUCCUGUUUGAAUCUAGAUGCUUCAAGAGGGUAUCAAUAGCUGUAGAGCCUAAGUGUUCUUACUUGCAUGAGGUUCUGAGUUCUGGACAUGGAAGUGCUGUAUUGCUGAGCAUUAUAUACAUAGAAGUUUGUCAGAGACUUGGUUUGACGAUGUUGGGUUCUCGGGUUGGAGAGGACUUUUUGAUAUGGCCCCAAACAGAAAAUCCGGAGGAGCUCUUCAAGGUAACUUCGGGGCAUAGUUUGUUUGCCAUAGUUAAUGGGAGGUGUGUGGAAGAUCCGAGAUCAAUGGCCUCGGACCUAAACAGCAACUCACUUUUAAGUCUCGAUGUUGUUACUAACCGUGAUAUUAUUGGGAUUGCUUUGGCGAAUUUGAUUAGGCUGCAUUGGAAACGUGCUUCAAGAUCAAGUCAUGGGUUAAUGUUGACUUCAGCAUUAAGGCUUGUUCAUGAUGCUGACAAGAAGUUUGAGAAAAUGGAUGGAUCGAAUCAUCCAUUGUUGCGUCCUCAAGAUUUAAGGUUGGCAAUUAUGGCAUCAGAAAGGCUAUUAAUUUUACAACCUCAUAAUUGGUCUCUAAGGAGAGACCAUGGAAUGAUGUUGUACUAUAAUAGGCAAUACGGAGAAGCGGUCCAAGAGCUGAGUAUUUGUAUGGCCUUUGCACCAGAGGAAGAGGCAGCUCUUUUGGAACCCUUCGUUGAGAAACUACACCUUAUGCGAUUAGAGUCAUCCUGGAAAUCUUUGGGCCAUGCAGGUCAAUUGACUGCCCUUUGAUUUGUGUACAUAUUUAGAACUGCUAGUCUCGUUCAACUCUUUACACUGCAGCCUGCAGGAGCAUAAAAAGAAAGUUAAGUAACUGUCAAGUCUGCUGUUUAAGUGUAUGAGUUCAUAAAUCAUGACCCAUUUAACCCAUAUGACCAUGUUACAUGUAUCAAAUAGAAUUGUGAUCCAAUGGAGAAGUGACUGAUAUGUUAA